UCUUUCAGUCGGACUGUUUUUGCUGCAGUGAACGGUAGCCGUGGAGAGCGAUACAGAGAAACAGAGAGAGUAAGAGAGAGAGAGAGAGAGAGAGAGAGAGAGCGAGAGAGAGAGAGAGAGAGAGAGAGAGAAAGAGAGAGAGAGAGAGACAAGAAAAGAAAAACAAGGAGCCAGCGGAGGGAGGCACGAGAGCAGAGAACGGACCGAUCCGGCCGGAGCACGAGCGCGGCAUCACGGUAGCAGUUCAGUGAAUCGUAUAUUCAGGUCUCGUGAGGUUUCAUUCGGCCUCGACUGACGCACGGAUGAAAGAGUGCAUGCGUGCGAAUAUGGCAUUCCCAUCAUUCCCGCUGUCCACGCUCAUUGCCCUGACGCUCCUUGUGGCAUCCGUUCAAAGCAACUUUCUGUACGAUGAUGAAGAUCCACUCCAGCCAGUGACUUCAGAUGAGACAGUGGCUGUAGGGGGCACGGUGACCCUGACCUGCCGUGUGGCAGAGAGCGAUAACUCCUCACUGCAGUGGUCCAACACUGCCCAGCAGACUCUAUACUUUGGAGAAAAGAGAGCUCUGAGAGAUAACCGGAUCCAGCUGCACAAGUCCACGCCCACAGAACUGUCAAUCACCAUCUCGGACGUGCAGCUGUCAGAUGAUGGAGAAUACACCUGCUCCAUCUUCACCAUGCCUGUACGGACCGCACGCGCCACCGUCACCGUGCUGGGUGUUCCUGGUAAGCCGGUGAUAUCAGGGUUUGAAGAUGCGGUGCAGGAGGGGGGGUUUGUAACUCUGACCUGCAGCAGUACAGGCAGUAAACCACCUGCUCAGCUGCACUGGUACAGAGGAGCUGAGAAGCUGGAGGGCCGUCCUGACGUGGUGGAGUCAAACCCUGAUGAACCGACCUACACAGUGACCAGCGUUCUAACGCUGUCUGUAACCAGGGACGACAACAAUGCCAUGAUCGCCUGCGCUGUAGACCACCCAUCCAUCUCCAAUGGAGACAAGAGAACAGAACAGCCUCUCAGCGUACUGUUCACUCCGAGUGUGACGAUCAAGCCUGAGAGUGACCUGCCCAGAGAGGGAGAGAAGUUUCACCUGCAGUGUGUCGGCUACGGAAAUCCAGAGCCCACGUCCUUCACAUGGCAGAAGAAAGACGGAGAGCUCCCCCCUCAGGUGAAGGCUGAUGGUGCGUUCUUGCUCUUUGAGGCACUCAACAAAUCUGAUAAUGGAGUUUACCUCUGUCAAGCAAACAACGGCAUUGGCCCGGGAGAAGGAUCUUACACCCUGCUGGUGCAAGACCCAGAGGACUUCAGCCUCCUUUUCCCCUCUUUUACUUCUUCCUCACUUCCCCCUUCCAUUCCUGCAGAACUUUCUACCCUUCCCUCUGAUGACUUUUCCACUCCUCCGUUUCCAACCCUGACCCCAUCUCUCCCUCCUUCUACUGAUUCUUCUUCUUCUUCUUCUUCUUCUUCUUCUUCUUCUUCUUCUUCUUCCUCUACUUUUUCAACUUCUUCUCCCUUGCCGUCUUCCUCUCCUUCUCUCCCUCCCCCCACCUCCCCCUCUACUGUCAGUCUUUCCACCACUCUCUCCAAUGACCUCUUUCCUGACCUCUCACCCCCUGGCACCUCCUCUGUGCCCUCCUCCACUCCUCCUCCUCCCUCGUUCCCCUCUUCCCUUGCUCCCUCACUCCUCCCCACCAAUAUCACUCCAUCCACGGUUACCCAGCUGAAUGGAGUGUCCAUUACAGCCAUCUAUCCAUCCUCUCACGAAGAAGCUUCAGACAACGCUGCAGAUCCCACAGCUAUGUCCGUUUCUUUAGGAGUUGACCACGCUGUGGUUGGUGGAGUGGUGGCCGUCAUUGUCUUCAUCAUUCUCUGCCUCCUCAUUGUCCUCGGCAGAUACCUCAUUAGACACAAAGGCACAUACCUCACCCAUGAAGCGAAGGGUUCAGACGACGCACCGGAUGCUGACACGGCCAUCAUCAACGCUGAGGGCGGCCACUCCGGCGCAGAGGACAAGAAAGAGUACUAUAUCUAAACAUCCUGCCAUCGCUCCAUUCUUUCUUUCUUCCCUCGCUUCACUUCCUUUUGGCCUGGAGGAAGUAUACAAGAAAAAAACACAAGUAUGAUGAGGGAAAGGACGAGAAAAAAAGAAAAAAAAGAAAAAUGUGGAACUGAAGAACGAAUCAAAUGAACAGUUUGUCUGUGGUGAACCGAGAAGGGAGUUUUGCACUGACACAGAGGAUUCACUUCUACACACAUGCAUACAUACAUGCAUACAUACAUACAUACAUACAUACAUGCAUACAUACGUGCAUACAUACAUACAUAUACAUACAUAUACAUACCAAUUAAUACACCGCUUGCGUACGUAUUUGUCCCCAACACAUGUCAGAUUUCAGUUCAACAAAGGCAAUAUGACAGAUUACUCUUCAUUACCUUACACAGAACUCAAAUAUACAUUAAUAUCCAUAUACAGUAUAUAGGGAGAUGUACUGUAUCGGCCAUUGCAUGUACAUAAAAUACACUUCUGUUUUUGAACACACGUUUCCCUUUUCUUCACUUGCUUCUCCCAAACAUUUCACACACACACACACACACACACACACACACACACACACACACACACACACACUAAAGCAAGCAAAGCCCCUCCUCACCCACCUUCACCUACUACAGCAAACAACAUAUACUACAUAUGAGACAGCACU
Messenger RNA from Pygocentrus nattereri (red-bellied piranha), 2700 nucleotides. It is a transcript of the gene cadm3, whose product is annotated as cell adhesion molecule 3. The coding region runs from base 303 to 2027 and encodes 574 amino acids. Gene Ontology annotation, cellular component: presynaptic membrane. The record is from RefSeq and is a predicted model, not a curated record. Gene Ontology annotation, biological process: homophilic cell-cell adhesion. The transcript is spliced from 12 exons. NCBI's taxonomy places the organism in Eukaryota, Metazoa, Chordata, Actinopteri, Characiformes, Serrasalmidae.